UUUCUUGUAGGAGUACUAUAUUUUUUAUUAAUGUUUGCGACGAUAAACGAACAGCUUGUGCGAUCCCAUAAAUAUCAAUUGUUUUGAAUUUUUUCCAAUAUUUUGCACACCACCUGUUCCAUUUCUUUUAAGUUUAGCCUCCCUCAUGUAGCCUACACUACACUUCCCAGAAGUCCACACCAUCUCCGCGUCGCAACGACUGAAGUAUUUGAUGGAAACAGUGUCUGCAGCUAAUGGUUUUUGAAUGUUUCCAUUUUGUAACAAACAUCUUUUUUCUUGGUACUUGCCAUUGAUAGUCUAAUUUAGAUAACAUCGUAAUGUCAGAAUUGAAACCUUGCAAAGUCUGCAACUACACUCGUCAAAAAUCGUAUGGUUUAGUGGUUCAAUGUUUGGAUCAACUGAAAGAGAAAGGCGUUGAGUCCUUGGGCUUCGACCCCGCGACCCCAGUCACAGUGGUGCUAGAGGAGGACGGGACCAUUGUGGAAGAUGACGCCUAUUUCCUGUGCUUACCCACUCACACCAAAUUUAUGCUUUUGCACGAUAAAGAGAAGUGGGCCCCCACCACUAAAAUCGAUGGCGGCACGGCCUGGCUGACCAGGGAGUCCCGCGUGCUGGACGAGGACGUGCUGGACAGCGCGUUCAGCGCCGCCGAGGACUGGCGCAGCCUGGCCGGCAGGCUGAAGCAGGACCUGGCCAGCAUCAUACUGUUCUCCGAGGCUGAGCUGCAGACCCUGGUGGACACGCCCCGUCCCGAGCUGGCCGAGGCGCUGGGCUUCGGGGAGAGCAAGGCCCAGGCUCUCCAGGAGACACUGCAGAGGGUGCUGGACCGUCGGGAGGAAGAGAGGCAGUCCAAGGAGCUGCUCCGCCUCUACCUGAAAGCCGUGGAGAAGGAGGACAGCCAAUCAGCCGGCCGGGAGGGAGAGGAAAAUAAGGAGGAGACAGACGGAACGGUGGCGGUGUCUUCCUCUGUGUUCAGUGCAAGGACUCUUAUGGUCCUGAAGGGGAAAACCAGCCCUGAAACUCGCCUCUCCAACGAAGAGCUUCAGAUGGUGGUGAAGGAGGGCGCGGACGCCAUGGUGACGGUGCUGGGCUGGGACGCGGAGAGGACGUCCGCGCUGCUCCGGGCCUGCGAGGGCGAGCUGGACAGGCGUCUGGCGCAGGUGCGCUCCAUGCAGUCACUUAGCGCCCGCUCCCAGCGGCCCGGCGCCGACGGCGACGGCCAUAGCGACGGCAACGGCCUCGACGACGGCGGGGAGAUCGAGGCCAAGCGCAUGAAAGCCCCCCUCCCCAAGAGCACCCGCGCAGAGAGCGGCUCCGCGGCACCGCCCGCCCCUCAGCCGGCCAAACAGUCGCCCCCCCCCCCAGUCAACCCUUAGGGUCCCGAUUCUGAAGAGCCCGAGCCGGGCAGCGCUUCUGAGAACUCCGUCUUUUUUUGUUUUUGCUCGUUUCUUUGCUCUUCCCAAAGCCACACGACUGCACAUUUUCUCUAGAUUUCAGGGGAUUUUAAACGCAUCUAAGGGAAUAAAGAGUGUAUUCUGUGGCUUCACCAAAAAAAAAAAAAAUUGUUUAAAAGUUCAAAGAAUGAUUUAUUAUCUAAAGAAAAAAAUAAUGUGCAGCUUGUAAAUGGUAAAAUAAGCAAACAUCCAUCACUCCUCGGUCGUCUUUUUGUGGUUUGGAGCAAGAGGUACUACUUUUUUAUUUUUUUUUAUUUAAGUAGUGCUUUUCAUAAAACCAACAGUGUCUUCUCUCAGUGAUGCUCAGUAUAAUUCCAGGCUAGCAUCGCUGUAUAACGUAAUGGGCUGGAAACACUAACGGCUACGUGGUCAGAUUUGGAAGCUUUGAUGAGAAGGUUUACCCGACAUAUUUAUAUUUCCAUAUUUUUUCGGUACUUAAAUUGAGCAAAGUGAUUUAUCCAUGUCUCCACAUUUUUUAACCGCUGAACAUCAAGACCAAGGCUCAGGCAUUACAGAAGGUAAUCUUGUGCCUGUCAGCAAGACCAUUUACACGCCUAGCCUAGCUUCUCAUCAGGGGCUGGCAUGCAUUGACAUUUCUAUUACUUUAUUUUUCUUUGGGGAAAACCGCAUAUCUUAGAACUCUGUGAGGUGUCAACCACUCCUGACUCUCCUGUCAUUUUUUUUUCUAAAGUAAAAGACCUAUUGCUUUGUCAUGGAGUAGUGUUCUGCUGCAAGAAAAAAAAAAAGAAAUGGGGAAAAUUGGUUUGUCAGAAUGGUAAAUGCAAACUGAACUUAUUUCGCUAAUGAUAAAUCGCUUCUUUUUUGUUCAGAAAUAGGGACCUUUUGGUGGCCACUGUGAUGGUUGUUUUUAGCCCAGUGUUUAGAUGCUAUAGUCACCUUUGUCUGUCCUGUAGUAGUAGUAAGAAUGCAUGGCUUGUUGCACAGAAAGUAGAAACUGGCUCAUUGACAAGUGCAUGAGAGGGGUGUACACUGUUCAGGCACAACGCUGCCAGUAUGGGUGUGGAUUCUGGUGACGCAAUGGCAAUUCCAAAUGGGUGUGGGAUCUUUGAAGGUGAAAUGUCAGUCUCAAUUUAUUUUAUUUUAUUUUUUAUUUUACUGGUUUCAUUUGCAGUGUUUCAAUAGGACUGACGUUUGUCCACUCUCUACCCCCCCCCAGUGAAGCUCACUCACAACUUGUGCACCUUUACUGGACUUUAAUGUAAAUGGGUUGAGGAGGACUUAUACUUUGAUAUUGCGUAGUCCACACUCAUUUACCUGAGGGAAUGCUAAGUACAUCUCAUUAUUUGCUGUUUGCUGUUAUAAAUACACUGGAAGCUGGAAGUUUUUCGUGCUCGGGUGGAGACCUGAAUUUUGCACGUAGGGUUACUGUUACUGUUCAUCCCACCCUGCCAAUAAGAGCACUAUAACGAAAAAGCAGAUUUUGGCGUAUCAUGUUGAGUUUGGUGUAUUCGUUUGUGUAUUUGGUUGUAGCUGAAGAUCAUGUUGAGAGACUCGCUCGGGUUAUUUUGUGUGCUGAGAAAUCCAGGUGUACAUUUUGUUUUUAUGCCCGCACACAGUGUUAACGUCAGUGUCAAUCAAUUUUUAGUGCCUAAGUGUCAAGCUAGUCUGAAAAGGGACCAAUGUGGGUAAGAAUUGUAUUCUGCGUUUACACAAUAAAUAAAUAAAAAAUAUAUAAAAAUCAAAA
Messenger RNA from Anguilla rostrata (American eel), 3159 nucleotides. It is a transcript of the gene dffa, whose product is annotated as DNA fragmentation factor, alpha polypeptide. The transcript is spliced from 6 exons. Lineage: Eukaryota; Metazoa; Chordata; Actinopteri; Anguilliformes; Anguillidae. Bases 318 to 1376 code for a protein of 352 amino acids. The record is from RefSeq and is a predicted model, not a curated record. Gene Ontology annotation, biological process: regulation of apoptotic process; apoptotic process.